AUGGCCCAACCUCAGUACAACUCAUACGGUCAAGGCGGCUACGGCUCCUCCAACCCAUACGACAAUCGAACAGAGAACAGUAACCCCGCCUACGGUCAACCACAAGGCUAUGGAGGCAACCAGGGCUACACCCAACACCACGAUGUCGAGAUGCAACCUCUUAAUGGGGAGUAUGCACAAUCCGGCACUCCCAACCCGCAUCAGCAACAUCAACGAGACCCCAAUGCCAUCCUAAACGACUGCCGCCAAGUCGGUCGCGCAAUCGACGACCUCGAGUCCCGCCUCCCUGAACUACAACGCCUCCAAAAGGCCUUCGCCAAUGGCAACGCAAGCAAUGCCCAAAUCGACUCCUUAAGCGCGGACAUCAUGACCGGGUAUCGUGGCCUGGGUGACCGUGUCCGUCGUAUCAAGAGCCAGCCUGAAGCCGGCAACCCACGAAACAGACCUCAAGUCGAGGCUCUCGACCGAAGAAUAAGGAAGGCAAUAAACAGCUACCAACAAGCCGAAUCCGCCUUCCGCAAAGAAGUCCAAGACCAAAACGUCCGCCAAUACAAGAUCGUGCGCCCCGACGCCACAGCCGCCGAAUUAGAAGAAGUCGCCAAUAGCAACGGCGAUGUCCAAAUCUUCCAACAAGCCCUCAUGAAUGCCGACAGGCGCGGGAACUCGCAAUCCACCCUCCGCAACGUGCAACAGCGUCACGAUGCGAUCCAGCAGAUUCAGAGGACGUUGGAGGAGUUGGCGCAGUUAUUCCAGGAUCUGGAUCAGAUGGUUGUGGAGCAGGAGCCGAUGGUGGAGCAGAUCCAGCAGAAGACGGAGCAGACGACUGAUCAUGUCGUCGCGGCGAAUGUGGACAUGGGGAAGGCGGUGAAUAGUGCCCGGGCGGCGAGGAAGAAGAAGUGGAUCUGUCUUGGGAUCUGUGUCUCUAUCAUCCUCAUCAUUAUCAUUAUCGUGCUGGCCUACGGUGCCACUCAAGGCUGGUUCAGCCAUAAGAACACCACCAACACCAACACCAACGGCACUGCUUAA
Messenger RNA from Recurvomyces mirabilis, 1026 nucleotides. RefSeq lists its product as uncharacterized. Gene Ontology annotation, cellular component: endomembrane system; plasma membrane; SNARE complex. The transcript is spliced from 2 exons. Lineage: Eukaryota; Fungi; Ascomycota; Dothideomycetes; Mycosphaerellales; Teratosphaeriaceae. The record is from RefSeq and is a predicted model, not a curated record. Gene Ontology annotation, molecular function: SNAP receptor activity; SNARE binding. The coding region runs from base 1 to 1026 and encodes 341 amino acids. Gene Ontology annotation, biological process: exocytosis; intracellular protein transport; vesicle fusion.